Juglans regia (Persian walnut) is the source of this 432-nucleotide messenger RNA. RefSeq names its product high-affinity nitrate transporter 3.1-like. The transcript has a single exon. Gene Ontology annotation, biological process: nitrate transmembrane transport; response to nitrate. Gene Ontology annotation, cellular component: plasma membrane. The annotation marks the transcript as partial. Gene Ontology annotation, molecular function: nitrate transmembrane transporter activity. The record is from RefSeq and is a predicted model, not a curated record. NCBI's taxonomy places the organism in Eukaryota, Viridiplantae, Streptophyta, Magnoliopsida, Fagales, Juglandaceae.
CUAGCAGCUGGUACGGACUCCGCCUACAAGACCAUAAAAGUCAAGCUAUGCUACUCGCCCGUCAGCCAGGUUGACCGCGCGUGGAGGAAGACAGUGGACAACCUAGCCAAAGACAAGACAUGUCAGUUCAAGAUCGUUUCUAGGCCGUAUGAUAAGCGGAACCAGACCUUUGAGUGGAUGGUGGAGCGUGACGUGCCCUCGGGUACGUACUUCAUACGCGCCUAUGCCUACAACUCCGACGACGUCGAGGUGGCUUACGGUCAAACAACCGAUGCCAAAAAGACCACCAAUUUGUUUGAUGUCCAGGCAAUCACCGGCCGCCACGCGUCGCUCGAUAUUGCCUCGGUUUGUUUCAGUGCUUUCGCGGUUCUGUCCUUGCUUGGGUUCUUUAUUGCCGAGAAGAGAAGGGCAAAACUGUCUGAACGGAAGUGA